Messenger RNA from Mesoplodon densirostris (Blainville's beaked whale), 816 nucleotides. RefSeq names its product beta-galactosidase-1-like protein 2. Gene Ontology annotation, molecular function: beta-galactosidase activity. The record is from RefSeq and is a predicted model, not a curated record. Gene Ontology annotation, biological process: carbohydrate metabolic process. Gene Ontology annotation, cellular component: vacuole. NCBI's taxonomy places the organism in Eukaryota, Metazoa, Chordata, Mammalia, Artiodactyla, Ziphiidae.
AUGGCUGGAUCUGACGGGCUGGAAGGCUGCUCAGGGUGUGGCAUCGAGGACCAGGCCUGCACAGAGCGCCGGGCCGGGGGGCUCCUGGACUAUAAGAGGAAGAAGAUUGUCAUCCCCUUGAUCCAGGGGUUCACGACGCCGAGGAUCUUGGUGGAGAACCGCAGGCGAGUCAACUACGGGACUAAUAUCGACGACCAGCGCAAAGGUUUAAUCGGAAAUAUCUAUCUGAAUGAUUUUCCCCUGAAAAAGUUCAAAAUCUACAGCCUGGAUAUGAAGAAGAGCUUCUUUCAGAGGUUCCGUGCAGACAAGUGGAACCCUGUCCCUGACGUGCCCAUGUUCCCUGCUUUCUUCUUGGGGCCACUGUUGGUCUCCCUCUCCCGUGACACCUUUGUGAAGCUGGAGUUUGGCUGGGAGAAGGGGGUUGUAUUCAUCAACGGCCAGAACCUUAGAUGCUACUGGAACAUCGGGCCCCAGGAGACCCUUUACCUCCCAGGUGCCUGGUUGGACCAAGGCCUCAACCAGACUGGCCGUGUCCCCCACGUCACUGUCUUCGAGGAGAAGAUGGCGGGUCCGGUGAUACAGUUCACGGAAACACCCUACCUGGGCCGGCACCAGUAUAACCGGAGAAGCGAGUUGGGGGUGAGGGAAGGCCCCUCCCCGAAGAGCUUCCGGGCCCUGUGGCUGCUGCCGUCCGCCUUCGCUGCUGCUCCCGCGGGCGGGAUGGAGGGUCUGGCUGGGACUGUCCCCCCUGGGGGGAGGAAGUCGGUCCGGUGGAGGGACCCCGCCCCCCUGCCACCCCACUCGGAUCGCCUCUGA